UCAAGGCUUAAUAUAGAGGACGACGAUGGCAACCUUGUUAAUUCUUUUGUCCUGUUCGGACUCGUUAUUCCUCUCUGUGUCUCUCAGUCCUUUCUUCAGUCUCCUUUGUCUCUGUGAACUCACUUUGCUCCCUCGCUUUUCCGCCGUCAUCAUUUUCAGUUCCUUCUUCUUUGUUCGGAUUAGCCGUUAUCUGCUUCUUAAGGAUUCUCCCCCAUUUUCUAUAUAUUAUGCUCAACAGACCUUCCUGCAUAAAUGCGUUAUUCAAUCCUCAAUUCAUCUCCACACACUCGUCCUUUUUUUAACCUUCACCUUCUCCUCAGAUCUUCCUAUCUCUUCUUCCUUCAUGUCCUCCCUCUUUCUUGUUGAUACUUUUUUAUUCUUCACUUUAUUUUUUCAGCAGCUCCUUCUUCCUAUUUUAUUCCCCUCAACUUAAUCCAUCCUUUCGGUGUUACACAGAUAUUCUCAUCUCAUCCUCGCUGCCAGAGGUGCUCUGACUUUACUCCUUUACUCCAUACACCUCCUUUUAAUCCUCUUAAAUCAUGCAUAUCUCUCUCUUUCCAAACUCCUCCCCUGUUGCCUUAUAACAGUUUUAUAUUUGGCGUACGUGUGCGCCCUGUUUCCACAAACCGAGAGUGCUCACAUAAAUCAUCACAAGCAUAUUUUCUGAAUAUAAAUAGGACAUAAUUGCGCCUUUUUUUCUUGUGCCAGCGAUGUGUUUUCUUCAAUGUUACGGCCUCAUAAAAUUAAAGUAACAUUUAACUUGGAGCUGGCUCAAAUGAGACCAUAACAUAAUGAAGGACGGCACACAAACGUUUCAAGGUUUGCAAAAGAAAUUCUUUAUUAAUAAUUUGCCACUAAAGAAGAGAAGAAAAAGGGAAAACGGUUAACGCAUAAAGUAAUAAACCAAAAAGAGAUGGAGACACGGGGAAACACGGGGGCCAGCCACGCUGUGAGCCGUCGCACCCCGCACUUCCCCACAAACUAAGGAAAAAACAGGCCGAAAAACUAGACCCCCGGAGAUCUCCAACUCAAAUUAAAAUAAGAAAACUCUGCCAUCCCAGACAGGGUAAAAAAAAAACAAGAAUUAACUCAGCUCAAAAGAAAGAAAGCAAACCUUUCCCCCUGCUGCUGCUGCCCCAGUGUGAGAGACAAUGCAGCCUCCCUCCCUCCUCGUUAACCCCCUCCUGAUCUGCAAAUUGAGGUCCACCUGUGGAGGAAAGAACACGCAUAACACCCCCACCCUAAGAUGGAGAAUAAUGGGGGAGAUUAUUUACACAACAAAACCACGUGACAGGGUGUCGGCCAGGACAUUUCUAGUGCCUUUAUUGUAACGAACGAUAAUAUUAAAAGACUGCAGAAACAGUGCCCAACGCGUCAAUCAAUCACAAAAACAAGAGGGUUGUGGUCCGUAAACACUUCUGUCUGUGCACCAGUAGAGCCCACAUAAACCUCAACAUGUUUCAGUGCCAACACAAGAGACGGGGCCUCUUUCUACACCCGCUGAUUAUGGGUAAAACUGGUUGCUCCACCCCAUCAUCUCCCCGCUGGAGUAAGACUGCCCCCGCCCCUGCAUCACUCGCAUCCACAGACAGCUUAAAAGGUCGAGCACCGGCGCACUCCCACUACCUGGCCAUACUGUAACAUUCAAUUAUUUAUUUAAUUGCUUAUUUACUCACAUUACUUCCAUAAAACAUUAUUAUUUAAUACACGUUCUAUCUGAUUUCAUACUAAUUUUAAUUGAAUAAAUUGUAGGAGCUUGACAGACAUACUGGGGUUAAAGUUUAUGAUAAGUAAGUAUGACAAACCUCAUGUGUUAUUCAUGAGAUUCAACACUUUUAUAUUUCCUUUCCUUCCUACCUCCUGCACAUCCGCUACUUUUUUCCAUCUCGGAGGCAAAAAGCCUUUCAAGGGAACACCCACAAAAACCAUCAACAACAAUAAAGCACUUAGCUGUGGAUCUUUGUUUUCACAAAUGUGACAAAUUCAAUGGAGCCACACUCUUUCCUGCCAACAAAUCAAAUCAGAGCUUUGGUCUGGUUCAUUCUGGGCCGGUUUGGUUUAUGGAAAAGUCUCUCACAAACUGGAACCGUCUCAAAAGUGUAAUAUUAUGUUCGUUGUGCUCAUCGGUACAUCUCGCAAAUUGUCUUGUGUGGAGCCACGAUCACUAGAGAAUCGUAGCAGCCUUUAUGUGCUCCUUUUAAGUGCUUCACCUCGCUCGUACCUGUUCUCAGAGAUUGAAUUAUUACAGAGUAAUGGAAACCAUGCAGAGUGCUGUGGGACAUCCUUUUCCCACACAACAACCGUUUAAUCAGAGACAAACAUCGGGCACCGUGCCACAGUGUAUAACAACAUCUAUAUGCGAGCGGAAACAGAGAGACCGAGAAAAGGAUGCGAGGAAACAUGUGUGAUGGAACAUGAAAGCACAUACAAGAGGGAAAUUACUGUAUGUGUGUGCACGCUUUGAGUCAGACACUGAGUUAUAUACAAAUCCAAGAAUAAAAUCCAUAUCUGCAGGAAACCCGGGCAUCGGCAUCGUAAUGGGUCUUAAUUGAAGCAAUAAAAGGGUAAAAAUGGUGAAGACAUUGGCCUGUAAUUGCUCCCUUUCUACUAAAUCCCUCCUGGGUAAGUUGGUACGAAGGUAGUACUUAAAUGAAAGAUUAACAUUGAUCAUCAAACCCAGAGAGUGGUGCAUGUGUGUGUGAAUGUGUGUGUGUGUGUGUGUGGUAGUGGAGUAUGAGCUCAUUUCACACACGACCACAUACUUUCACGCGGUCUGACCAGAGGAAACAUCACCGCCUCCCUACCCGCCACCACCGCCACCACCACCGCGGCCACUUCUGCACAGAUCUCGGUCACGAUCCUCAUUAUUUUUUUUCUCACCUCUCUCCUCUCUCGUCUUUCUUUCUCGUCUGUUUCUUUUUUAAGCCUUUCUUCCCCUCUCCGACCUUGCUCUCUCUCCGGUGAUGUCGUCUCUUCUGAGGGAGGAGAUGCAGAGAGUUUUAUUCCGACCUGGAAAACAGAGAUUGGUGGAGUUUAUUGAGAUCGAAGAGCCGGCACAAGGAAGACAUUUUCUCUGUGUUUCAGUUGCAAAAAACAAAGUGGUCCAGUUAAGUAUCGUGGGAUGUCACGUAUCUCAGACGCCCAUAAAGUCCGGAUCCAAGAAGUCCCACACCAAACGCUCCAGCAUACAGGACUGCUACAAGAUGACGGAGGUCUGGUCCCUGCAGGACCUGACUCUUGUUGACGGACGGGACCCUGAUGUGGACGAUCCCUGUUUCCUGCUGCACUUUGACAAGGUGCGUACAGUGACGGCGACCAGCUGCUCGGCCAAAUACUCCAUCGUGCGAGCCCUGGUUGCCCUGAGUGACCAGCACUGUCAGAGGUCACUGAACCUGCAGAACUUUGACUGGGCCUACAUCAAGCCCACCGCCUUCUACUCGAACAGAGGAGACUGUGUCGUUCUGUCACAGAUAUGCUUCUACGCAUUAAAUCUGGUGUGUCUGUCCAUGUGUCCCGUGCCUCUGGACGCAUAAUGGAGUGACACAGUAAUUGUGAUUGUGUGUGUGUGUGUGUGUGUUGAAUGUGUGUACGUCGGCUUGUGGCUUCCUUUGCACUAACACGACGAUGUUGUUCACUGUGAAAAUUUCUUUUGCAUUAAUACUCUGCUGAAUGUAUCUUCACGGCAAAUGCAAGUUUGAAGCAGCUUGGUAUUUGUUAGCUGUGGUCAUUU
This is a messenger RNA of Larimichthys crocea (large yellow croaker), 3730 nucleotides long. It is a transcript of the gene exoc1l, whose product is annotated as exocyst complex component 1 like. The transcript has 3 exons. The record is from RefSeq and is a predicted model, not a curated record. NCBI's taxonomy places the organism in Eukaryota, Metazoa, Chordata, Actinopteri, Sciaenidae. Bases 2964 to 3533 code for a protein of 189 amino acids.